Messenger RNA from Puccinia triticina, 1209 nucleotides. RefSeq lists its product as uncharacterized. Gene Ontology annotation, molecular function: DNA-binding transcription factor activity. The record is from RefSeq and is a predicted model, not a curated record. The transcript is spliced from 3 exons. Bases 1 to 1209 code for a protein of 402 amino acids. NCBI's taxonomy places the organism in Eukaryota, Fungi, Basidiomycota, Pucciniomycetes, Pucciniales, Pucciniaceae. Gene Ontology annotation, biological process: regulation of DNA-templated transcription.
AUGGACGACACCAACGACCAGAACCGCACCCCCACCCGCCCAGCACCCCAGCCAACUCGCUCGGGCAGGAUCCCCCAGCGACCGACGAGCACGAUCAGCCUCAACCCACUCGACUUCCUCGAAUUCCCUGACGAGAGCGAAUCAGAUGACCCCGACUUCGACCCCCUCUCCAGCCAAGCCCAGCCAGCCCGAGACUUCUUCAGCACCCAGACCUACCCUGCUCUAGCCCCCGCCCCACUCGACAGUCUUGCCCAGCAGGCCGAACCCGUCGGCUUCGACUUCUCCACCCUCUGCGACCACCCUGAGCCCCUCACAGCCUGGCCACCCCUCGACUCACUCUCCAUCGACCCAUCCAACCCAUUCAACCAGUUCCAACCAACCUCAGCAACCCUCGCCAACCCCUCCCCCAAGCUCUCCCCACUCACUCAGGGCGAACUCGCAGGCGUGCCCUUUGUCAACAUCAACCUGCCCGAAUCCGACGACUCGCCCGAAUUCAUCCCGCCCCCUACCACUCGCUCAUCAGCCGCCGCCGCCGCCGCCGCCGCCUCUUCAUCCUCAUCCCGGCCCUCCAAACGACCCAGGCGCGAAACUAACAUUCCCGAUCAAAACACCGCCCAAUGGCAGGAAUCCUCCUCUUCAACCCGCACCCAGCCCACCACGGCUCCUUCAAGAAAAUCCAUCCCGCUGUCAACGUGCUCAUCAACCCAGCUUCCAGCAUCGAUCUCCAGUCGGUACAUCGCCAUUGCACCCACUCCCAACUAUACCGCCGAGCAAUAUGACACCAUCGAAGACUCUGAAGACGACGGACCAUCCGACCAUCUCUCAUCACGCCCAGAACUCGUCCAGAGGAAUGCUACCAUCCGUGCUCAGCCAAUGCCUAAACCCCGGAAACCCCUCUCCUCAACAACGAUCCGACCAAACCAACACGAUCCUCCAUCGACCAUCGAUCACGAAAUCGGCGACCGCGAAGACUCUAUGAAGCGUAAGAGGGAAGGGAUGAGGAAGAACAGAGAGCGGAAGAAGAUCUAUAUUGUUUCGCUCGAAGAUCGAUGUCUCGAACUAGCCGAAGAAAAUGCAAGGUUGAGAGAGGAGAAUCAGCAGUUGAUCCGAGAGUCGCGCGAGAAUUGGAAGGCCAAGGCGAAGUCCCUGGAGGUCUUCAAGCUCCUCAACCAGCAGAUCCAGCAAGUGACAAUGUUCAUAUGGAAAUAG